AUGGCUGACUUAGGGGGCCAGCAAGGCCGGAAUUACCGGCCUUACGGGCACCCCUCUUCGCACCAGCGUGAUGCUGCAUUUUCAGAGAUCUUUGGCGGAGCACCGCCGCCGGGUCGCUCCCAGACCAUGACUUCUCAGACCCCCCAGUUCUCCCAGGAUCGGGCCCACACAAUGUCCUCCCAUGUACCACACCCUCAAAUGCAGAGAGGACCACCGCCACCGACUCGCCAGAUAUCAAAUGGAUAUGCGCCAGCUCCCUCGCAGCAAAAUGGAUUUUACCAAGCAUACCCAGGGCACGGUUCCAUGCCUUCUCAACAGCAGCAGCAGCAACAGCAACAACAGCAACAGCAACCUCCUCCGAACCCCAAUCGACCCUACCCGGGCCGCUUUGCCUACCCUCAACCUCAGCGUUUGGAUUCGAGACCGAACCCGGGGCCGCAAUACCCAGAUCCCAAGGGGUAUAACCGACCAGUGCCCCACCCGGCAUUGAAUUCGGAUGCCUACAGAUCGAGGUCAAUGGCAAGAAUGGGAGGUCCGCCGAUAUACCAACCUCCACCGAGCAGUUUCAACCAUACCUCUGCAAGCGCUUUUCGCCAGCAACCUUAUAACCCGACCAAUCCAAUCACUGCUCAGGGCCGUGUGGUACCGGAAAGACAUGGCAACGAACGCGCCAUGUCUUUAACUUCCUACUCUACUGAUCGUGAGCCAACUCACACGACAAGCACCGGAAGAGUGAUCCCGAAUAGAAGACAACCAUCGGACGCCAGUCAGCCGCCUGUCGGUCCGAAUGAGAUGGACCAUACCAAUUCGCAGAACAUCAACGGCAGACCCCGACCACCAAGCGAUGGCUCAACAGCCUCUCGAUCCUUUUCCAUGGCCUCAACUGUUAUUCCAGACCGCACCAUGAGCAUGCAGAGCAACUUGACUCACAGGCCAAGCACCCAGACAACCACAACGCUUGUCUCAAAUAACUCUCGCCGAAGUAAAGUACCUCUAGUUUAUCCAGCGCUUCUAUCGCGUGUAGCAGAUAUUUUCCGAGAAAGAAUUGCGCUCAGCGAGCGGCAAAAGAACGGGCUGUCGUACCAGAAUGCCUUUUCUGGCGCAGAUGCAGUUGACCUAAUCGCUGGUAUUAUCAAAACCACCGAUCGGAAUCUUGCUCUUCUUCUAGGACGUGCAUUGGAUGCGCAAAAGUUUUUUCAUGAUGUGACUUAUGACCAUCGCCUUCGAGAUGCUCCCGGAGAAAUUUAUCAAUUCAAGGAAACCAUGGGAGAGGAGGCGCCUAGCUCCGAAGUCAAUGGCGUGUUCACCCUUUUGACCGAAUGCUACUCCCCGACCUGUACCCGGGAAAGCCUCUGUUAUUCAAUCGCUUGUCCUAGGCGACUAGAGCAGCAGGCAAGGUUGAAUAUGAAGCCGCUCCCGGGUCUGCGGACCUCUUCUUCAAAGGGCAGUCUGCAUGGUGAUGAUGACAACGACGAUAACCAAAAACUAUGGAUUAACAUGGUACCCAAAGAGGUUUCUGACAGCGUUGACGAUCGAGAAAAGAAGCGCCAGGAAAUCAUCUUUGAGAUCAUGUACACAGAGCGCGACUUUGUGAAGGACUUGGAAUAUUUACGUGAUUUUUGGAUGAGGCCCCUGCGCUCCGCCACCAACACAACUCUUUCCCCGAUUCCAGAACACCGCCGAGAGAAGUUUAUUCGAACUGUGUUUGGAAAUUGUUUGGAUGUCCUCAAGGUCAACGGUGCGUUAUCUGAGGCUCUCAACGCAAGGCAAAAGGAAAGUCAUGUUGUAAGAACGAUUGGCGACAUCUUCCUUCAGCAUGUGCCACGUUUUGAUCCCUUCAUCAAAUACGGUGCCAAUCAGUUGUACGGCCGAUAUGAAUUUGAGAAGGAAAAGUCAUCCAACCCGGCAUUUGCGAGAUUCGUCGAAGAGACAGAGCGUUUGAAGGAGUCCCGGAAGCUGGAGUUGAAUGGGUACUUGACCAAACCAACUACUCGUCUUGCGAGGUAUCCUCUUUUGCUUGAACAAGUUGCCAAAUAUACCGCAGAUGGCAAUCCCGAUAAAGAUGAUAUCCCUAACGCUGUUAAAAUCAUCAAGGACUUCUUGAGCCGAGUCAAUGCUGAAAGUGGAAGGGCAGAAAAUCACUUCAACUUGGUGCAGCUCAAUUCGGCUUUGAAAUUCGGUCCUGGUGACUACGUGGACCUCAAACUGACGGAAGAAAAUCGGCAGAUGCUAUCAAAGAUGGCAUUUAAGAAAACGCCCACAGACACAUCCGAGGUGACUGCAUACCUCUUUGACCAUGCAGUUCUACUUGUGAGGAUCAAAGUCGUGAACAAGCGCGAAGAGUACCGAGUUUACAGAAAGCCAAUUCCCCUGGAACUCUUAGUCAUCGCCCAAAUGGACGAAGUCAUCCCCAGGCUCGGCAUCCCUAAACGACCGUCAUCCAGUUUACUCUCCAACAAGGCUGCCGCGGCCCCUCCUGCAGCCAAGGACAGUACGCUUCCCAUCACUUUUCGGCAUCUAGGCAAGGGUGGAUAUGAACAAACGCUGUACGGUACCUCUCCACAGCAACGGAAAAAAUUUAUAGAAUUGGUGGAUGAACAACAAAGGAAGCUCAGAGAGCGCAACAGUAAUUUCUAUAACAGGACUGUUCUCUGCGAGAAUUUCUUCAGUGCAGUCAACAGAGUGAACUGUCUUGUCCCAAUAGAUGGGGGCAGGAAAUUGGUGUAUGGUACAGAUAGCGGUAUAUAUCUUUCAGACCGUUGGCCAAAGGAUAAGUCGGCGAAGCCCAGGAGAGUUCUUGACGCUAGUCAAGUUACCCAGAUAGACACGCUGGAGGAGUACCAGCUACUUUUGGUUUUAGCAAAUAAAACCUUAUCUUCUUAUCCCAUGGAGGCUCUGGAAGUCAAUGAAGGUCAAAAUUCAUUGGCUAAACGGCCGAAGAAGAUUCAAGGCCAUGCAAACUUUUUCAAAGCUGGUAUAGGACUUGGUCGUCAUUUGGUGUGCUCUGUCAAAACUUCGGCGCUAUCAACCACUAUCAAGGUGUACGAGCCGAUGGACAAUCUAGCAAAGGGGAAGAAGAAGUCUGCCGUUAGCAAGAUGUUCCAAGGCGGACAAGACACCUUGAAACCAUUCAAGGAAUACUACAUCCCUGCGGAAUCAUCAUCGAUUCACUACCUUCGAUCCACGCUUUGUGUCGGCUGUGCACGUGGUUUCGAAGUUGUCAGUUUGGAGACUACGGAGACUCAAUCUCUACUAGACCAAGCCGACACUUCAUUGGACUUUGUUGCACGUAAAGAAAACGUGAAGCCAAUUCACAUUGAGCGAAUGAAUGGAGAGUUCCUGCUUAAUUACAGCGACUUUUCAUUCUUCGUAAACCGCAACGGUUGGCGCGCACGGCCCGACUGGAAAAUCUCUUGGGAAGGUAAUCCCAACGCAUUCGCCCUUUCCUAUCCUUACAUCCUUGCCUUCGAGCCGAACUUCAUAGAGAUCAGGCAUAUCGAGACUAGCGAAUUAAUCCAUAUCAUGACCGGGAAAAACAUUCGCAUGCUUCAUUCUUCUACACGAGAGAUCCUCUAUGCCUACGAAGACGACGGAGGAGAAGAUGUUGUGGCCAGCUUGGAUUUCUGGAACAAGCCACAGCACUAA
Molecule: messenger RNA, 3645 nt
Organism: Aspergillus ochraceoroseus IBT 24754
Lineage: Eukaryota; Fungi; Ascomycota; Eurotiomycetes; Eurotiales; Aspergillaceae
Gene: rom2
Product: putative Rho guanyl nucleotide exchange factor (Rom2)
Exons: 4
Coding region: 1-3645 (1214 amino acids)
Biological process (GO): intracellular signal transduction
Molecular function (GO): guanyl-nucleotide exchange factor activity
Source: RefSeq, a predicted model, not a curated record